Ailuropoda melanoleuca (giant panda) is the source of this 625-nucleotide messenger RNA. Its product is annotated as olfactory receptor 10W1-like. The transcript has a single exon. Gene Ontology annotation, cellular component: membrane. The annotation marks the transcript as partial. Gene Ontology annotation, biological process: G protein-coupled receptor signaling pathway. The record is from RefSeq and is a predicted model, not a curated record. NCBI's taxonomy places the organism in Eukaryota, Metazoa, Chordata, Mammalia, Carnivora, Ursidae. Gene Ontology annotation, molecular function: olfactory receptor activity.
GCCGUCAUGGCCUAUGACCGCUAUGUUGCCAUUUGCCAUCCCUUGCAGUACCCUCUCACCAUGACCCUAACUCUCUGUGGCCGUUUGGUCAUGGCCUCUGUGGUCAUCGGCUUGUUCCUGUCCAUACAACUGGUGGCCUUCAUCUUCUCUCUGCCAUUCUGCCGGACUCGCACUAUCGAGCACUUCUUUUGUGACGCCCCACCAGUGAUGCGGCUUGUUUGCGCCAACAGCCACAUCCAUGAGCAUUCAGUGCUCGUGGCAGCCACACUGGCCAUUGCCAUCCCUUUCUUCUUCAUUGCCACCUCCUAUGUCUUCAUUGUGGCUGCCGUGCUCAAGAUCCACUCAGCAGCUGGGCGUCACCGGGCCUUCUCCACCUGCUCCUCCCACCUGUCUGUGGUCCUGCUGCAGUACGGCUGCUGUGCCUUCAUGUACCUGCGCCCCAGCUCCAGCUACUACCCCAAACAAGAUCAGUUCAUCUCACUGGUGUACAUACUGGGAACUCCAGUGCUCAACCCGCUUAUCUACACCCUGAGGAACAGCGACAUGAAGGGGACCCUGGGGAGACUGCUUACCAGGAAUUGCCUCUCCCAUUACAACUACGGGAGCUUCCAACCUUCAGGCAAGG